This is a messenger RNA of Dovyalis caffra, 528 nucleotides long. The record is from the annotation of a GenBank genome assembly. NCBI's taxonomy places the organism in Eukaryota, Viridiplantae, Streptophyta, Magnoliopsida, Malpighiales, Salicaceae.
AUGAAUCCACUAGCUCUUAAACACUCAGUUACGAUCAACCAUUCUAGGAGAAGACCAGCAUCCGAAGCAUGCGAAUCUACGCAAGCCAUUGUCCAUUUCAACCAUUCCUCUUCUCCGUAUCAUUUCCUAGAGCUAGCCAUUGAUGGGGCUAAAAGAACUUGGGAUCGUCGAGAAGAGGGGCAGCAGUUAACGGUCUUGGCCGUUGUUUGCCCUAUCACAUCACGUGUUGGUGUGGCACUGCGCAGAACAAGUGUAUCCCGGAUAUCGGUUUGGGAUUCAGAUGUUUAUUCUCAGCUCUGUGGUGCUAAAUCUCACUUUUCUACUCUAUUGAACAGGAGGGAAGCUAUGUUGAGGGAGAAGGCAAGGGUCAAAUGGUUAUCUGAUGGUGACAGAAAUUCGAGAUUCGCCGGGAGGAGAGCCGGUAUUCUUGGUAAGGAUAGUCAUGGGUCAAGGGCUUUCCCUCCAACUUUCAACAGGAAGCUAUCUACUGAACAAAGAACUGAGCUGGAUAGAAGGAUCACAGCAUAG